This is a messenger RNA of Suillus subaureus, 510 nucleotides long. RefSeq lists its product as uncharacterized. Bases 1 to 510 code for a protein of 169 amino acids. The transcript has 8 exons. The record is from RefSeq and is a predicted model, not a curated record. NCBI's taxonomy places the organism in Eukaryota, Fungi, Basidiomycota, Agaricomycetes, Boletales, Suillaceae.
AUGGCCAUUGGAGUGGCAAUGGUACUCAAAAGCAGUGAUACAGUUAGUGAUCCUUUGUUGGGUGCCGAUUAUAGCAUUCAGUCAAAACAAGUUGAUGCAUUCCAGGAUGAGAUGUGUGGUGAUUGGGAAGGAAUCAUGUACCCAUUGGGUGUCAUGUACUAUUUUUCCUGCAAGACACAUGCAGAAAACUGUGAGAAGAUAUGUGGUUCCUGGUUGUUGAACCUAUUACAAAGCAGGACAGUGAUCACUAUGAAUAUUACUGUGCAGACACAAAGCAGCAUGUCAUUGCUUGGUUUGAUGCAUUUGAUGCAAGUCUGCUUUUUCAGGAGUGUGUUCACAUGUCUUGAGCUUGAAGCACAAUUUUGGAAGCAUGUCGAUUUCUUUCCAUGUCAUUACAAAAUGAGGCCUUCUGAUGCAAAUGAGCUACAAGCUCAGUUGGAAUGGUUUUCAGCAGAUGGAGAAAAUAAUAUCUUGUAUCAUCAGAUUUGGAUCUCAUCUGUUGUCCAAUGA